This is a messenger RNA of Pyrus x bretschneideri (Chinese white pear), 1354 nucleotides long. Its product is annotated as B3 domain-containing protein REM8-like. Bases 279 to 1088 code for a protein of 269 amino acids. The transcript has 5 exons. NCBI's taxonomy places the organism in Eukaryota, Viridiplantae, Streptophyta, Magnoliopsida, Rosales, Rosaceae. The record is from RefSeq and is a predicted model, not a curated record. Gene Ontology annotation, molecular function: DNA binding.
UUACUUAUUAUCAAUCAAGCCCAUUAAACUUAAUAGGCCCAAUUUCUCUGAUUCUUCAAAUGCCCGUUCGGCGUAGCAGAGAGUCAAAGAUGAUGACGCAAGAGUUUCAGGCUUUCCGCCGUCGUACCUGGUGGUGCCCCUGCACAGUAUGAACUUGAAGUACAAGCUCCAGCCAAUAGCAUCCAUGGAUUUCAACCACUUUACCGCGACCCAGAGCUGCGCUGGAGAGCUACCAUUGGCCCUUCAACGUUAUAUAAACAUUGCAUUCAGCUAGAUUCAUGGCUGCGGCAGUUUCUCCGCUCACCCAGUUUUUUAAGUGUUUGGCGACUGGCUGCACAAAGAGACUUCGACUUCCACCAGCUUUCUGUAGAAAUCUAAGUGAAAAGAAACCAAAAACAGCACUUAUUAAAAGCUGUUUGGGAUACUGGGAUGUCAAAGUCGGUAGGAGCGGUGAUGGAAAGCUUGCUUUUGAAGAAGGUUGGGAAGAGUUUGCGAAGCGUAAUGGCUUAAAAGAAGAGGACAUUGUAGUUUCUGAACACAAAGGAGACAUGGUCUUCAAUGCGGUUGCCUACGACUCUGGCGGAUGUGAAAAAAAGUAUCCACCUGAUUCCGGUGUAGCUGCCAACAGGAUGGCAACUUCCUCUAAGGCGCGGAGCAAUAAGCAUCAUCGCGGUUCCAAAGGAAAAGGGCUUUUGAAAACAACAAAAUGGUUAACGUCGGCGAAACUGUUCAAGAUAAAAAUGGCGAAAACCCAUGGGUGCGUUAGCAAGGCCUAUGUGACCAUUCCUGCACGGUUUGCAAGAGAAAACGGCCUUCAUAGCAUAUCGAAAUUGAUUCUCAAUGAUCCGCGUGGAAGAUUAUGGCCGGUGAGCCUAGGUCGUUGGGGAAGCAGAGUGAAGGCUGUUGAUCAUCGUCUAGCCAUAAAUACGAAGGGAUGGUACAAGUUCUAUGCAUCCAACAGUCUCAAGGAAGGUGAGGUCUGCUUAUUCAAGCUCAAACGGAUGUCCAGGUCGAUUUCAACAGCUUUCAUGGACGUCGAGAUAACCCCCCGCAGAUCGGAAUCAGCAGUUGGUUUUGAAGUUUUUUGAUUUCCGACAAUGUUAUCGAGUACGUAGGGUGCCAAAGUAAUUAUCGUCAUAUUUGAUGUGUUUUCUGGAUAUUGUGAAGAUUAAACUCAUGCUGUGUGACUUGAUAACUAAAUUCUGUAUUUAAGUACUCCUUAAUUUGAGUUAUAUAAGAUUUUGAGUUUUUUUUAAGAAAUGUUUAACAAAACACUUCCGGUACUGUUCACUUUUAACGAAAAACCAUAUUUAUACAUUUUCCUGGUACUAUUCACUAUAUCUUUAAAAAAGAC